Messenger RNA from Parasteatoda tepidariorum (common house spider), 1403 nucleotides. It is a transcript of the gene bwa, whose product is annotated as alkaline ceramidase. Gene Ontology annotation, molecular function: hydrolase activity, acting on carbon-nitrogen (but not peptide) bonds, in linear amides. Gene Ontology annotation, cellular component: membrane. Gene Ontology annotation, biological process: ceramide catabolic process. NCBI's taxonomy places the organism in Eukaryota, Metazoa, Arthropoda, Arachnida, Araneae, Theridiidae. The record is from RefSeq and is a predicted model, not a curated record.
AUUCUAACGUUGUCUUCAUUCGCUUGGCAACAAAGGUUUAUUUGUGUACUGUUUUCAUGCGUGCUUUUGUUUUGAAAUUUAAUAACCUUCGAUUUGUUUUUUCAGUUAAUUAGAAUUGUUUGGGAGAUAUGAAAAAUUUUAGUGUUACGUAAAAUCUAUUUUGGGAAAAAAAAUUCUUCAAUCGAUUGCAAGAAGAUUAAAAAACGCGUGACUUUGUUGAUGAAAUCAUUUGAUCCAAAUAUGUCAGUAAUUUCCCGUAAUUUUAUAUUUUAAACUCAUUUCGAAUUUCUUAAGCUGGAUUUAUUUGAGAAAAUAAAAAUGUUGUCUCCGUGGCCAUUACAUCGAGGUACUUCUCCUGUUGAUUGGUGUGAAGGAAAUUAUUUAGUAUCACCAGUUAUUGCUGAAUUUGUAAACACGAUGAGCAAUGUACUGUUUAUUGUGUUUCCGCCAUUGUUAACUGGACUUUUUAGAGAAUAUGCCUUAUAUGUCAAUCGUGGUGUGUAUUUGAUAUGGGCAUUGCUUUUGACCAUUGGAUUAACAUCAGCCUAUUUUCAUGCUACACUGAGUCUUGUUGGGCAGUUGUUGGAUGAAGUUGCUAUACUUUGGUUGCUCCUUGCUGCAUUUGCUAUGUGGUUACCUAAACGUUAUUUUAUGUUUGGAAUCAAAGACAGAAAAACUUUCCAGCUUUACAUGGCUAUUGUAUGUUGUGCAGCUACAUUAUUGACAUGCAUUCAUCCUGUGUUAAAUGCUUUUGCUUUGAUGGGUCUUGGUGUUCCUGCGACUGCUUUAUUGGUUAUUGAGAUUCGGAGAUGUAAUAAUCCCAGAGUUGUCAAACUAGGAUAUCGAUGUGCUUUACUUUGGUUGGCUGCAUUGGUGUGUUGGAUAAACGACCGUUUGUUUUGUGAAGUUUGGUCCAAGUUAAAUUUCCCAUAUUUGCAUGGUGCCUGGCACAUACUGAUUGCUAUUACGUCUUACAGUGCUUGUGUGUUGUUUGCAUAUUUUGAUGCUUGGGAUACAGUACCAGAGCAGUUACCAGCAAUGAAAUUUUGGCCAUCAGAUAGAUUUGAGCUGGGAGUCCCGUACAUAAUCCUGCGCAGAGUACACAAAGACCACCAAAAGAUCUGAUUGAACAUUGUUUCCUAACCCUUAGUCUUCCACUAUCCUUAUGUAUUAUAAUAUUUAUUUCAAUACCAGCCUCAAUUUUAGUAUUACAUAAAAAGACUGUAUAGCAUUUAAUGAUUCAAUUCUGUGAGAGCUUGACUGUUAGUGUUAGGUAGAAAUCUCAAGAUAUGUUAUCAUCUGGUAUGGUACAGAUAAAUCAAUAAGCUGACUGGUGCAGCUGUGUAUUUUUAUUCCCAUUUGCUACCUGACUGUGAAUAAAAUAUAUUUAUAUGUGGCUUUCA